AGACUCAGCCUGUACGCGGUCCAAUACUUCUUGGGGUAAAAUAGAAAUUAGACAUCUCAACAGUAGCAGACUGAUCUUUCUGCCGGAACCAAACAUCUCCAAAGCCAUUUCUUUCAAAUCUAUUUUUCUACUUUAGCACCGUGCUGGACGGAUCUGCCAUAGAGGAUAUAUGUUCGGUAAAGGUGCGAAGCGGAAGCUGGACGAGGAUGAAGAGGGGCUGGAAGGCAAAACGCUGGAGGCGUCGGUGGUGGGAGGGGUACUAGGCCUCGGUCCCGAGGGUCUGUCCAAGGUGUCAUACACCCUGCAGCGGCAGACCAUCUUCAACAUCUCCCUGAUGAAGCUGUACAGCCAACGGCCACUCGGCGAGCCCAGCCUGGAGCGCCGCGUCCUCAUCAACAACAUGCUGCGACGCAUCCAGGAUGAGCUCAAGCAGGAAGGCUCACUGCGGCCGCUGCUCUUGCCGCCCUCACCGCCACCUGACGACCCUAUGGAUGAGGGGUUCCGUGAGGCGCCACCCUCCUUUGGUGUUUUGUCAACGACGGCACAGGUAUCCCAGCCUUCUGCGCUGUUGAUGCCAGUGAUCGUUCCGCCGCCUUCACCCCACCCAAUGGUGCCUCCCAACUGCCAGGCAUCCCAGGCCUGCCUCAACCGUGUGGAGGUCUGCCCCACCCCUCUGGAAACCUGCCUCACUCCAGCCUCUUUACUGGAGGAGGAUGGUGGAGAUUCAGCCUUUUGUGCUCCAUCGCCACCCACUCCUCCUCUGUCACCUCCCCUGGCGCAGCCUCCUCCGUUACCUUCGGCACUUCUGAGCCAGGCGUCCCCCAGGGUCCCUGUGCCUGCCUCGUCCAAUGACGGUUUCCCCUCCGCUCUGAGUGACAUGGAGUUGGGUCCUCCCACAGCCAUAACAAGGACAGCAGCAGCUAAUACUACGACCGUGACUACCUCCCCGGCUCCCACGCCACUCACCCAGCCCUCCCACUUAGCACCCCUCUCCCCAGCACCCACGGGCCCACCCAGAGACUGCAGGACCAUGGGUGCUAAACCAGAGGCAGCUGGCGUCUUGCCAGUGGAAGCCCGCUGUGCCGAGCUCCGGCCAAUGGAUACUCUGCCCACACUGCCCCCUGGUGGCCUAGUAGACAUUUCCUCCUCUUCUUCCUCUUCCUCACCCUCGGGGUUUCUCUCAGACUUGGCGCUGGACGAUGUCCUGUUCGCCGACAUCGACACGUCCAUGUAUGACUUUGACCCCUGUACGACAGCGGGGGCUGUGGGCGUGACAGCAGGCGGUGGCCUCACCAAACUGUCGCCGGUGGUGACGGCAGAUGACCUCCUCAAAUCGUUGGCGUCGCCGUACAGUGGCCCCGCCCCCCAGGUUUCAGCCAAUCAGCCUUUCAAAAUUGAUCUGACAGAACUGGACCACAUUAUGGAGGUGUUGGUGGGUUCGUGACUCGAAGACACCACCACCUCGAAACACACAGACAGUUGAAUACAGAGAACAGACUGGAAUGAACAUAUGGGAUCGAUAGAGGGGUUUCCUGGUUGUUGUUUUUAUGUUGUUGGGUUUUUUUUGUUUUGUUUUUUAAAAAACUCUCUUCAAAAGUCGGUAAUUGUAAACAUCGAUAGUGAUGUCAAUUAGUACUACUAUGACAACUACUACUACACAACACUGUGCAUGCACUGUGCUCGCCUUUCCAAAUAUGGAAAUGAAGUAUCCGGGAAACAAAGACACACAUAUGUUUGUAUUUCUAUACUUGUGAGGACCGCCAUUGACUCCAUUCAUUCCCUAAUCCUAAUUUAAACCUAAUCCUAGUUUUAAUCUUCAACCUGAACCUAAGCCUUAACCCUAAAAUGUAACUGUAAAUAGAAAAAAAUGAGGACCGUCAAAUUGUCCUCGUUCUGGAGGAUUUUUGCAAUCAUUCUAUCCUUGUGAGGACAUUUACUCCUCACAGGUAUAGUAAUACACGAGUGAAUACACACAGAAAUGACACACACACACAAAUCACACUGAAUUCAUGGCUUUUAGCAGACGAGUGCCUUUCAAAAUGACCACUUCUUCAAUUCCUGUUUUUACAGUAUUUGUCUUUUUAUUUUCUAGUUCUUUUCACUUUAACAGCCUAGAGAGGUCACUCCUCAAUGUUUUUUAAUUUAUUGUAUUGUUUUAAAACUAUUAUUAAGUAACGUAAUUCUCAUGAUCAAAUAAUUAUUUAAUCUUUAUCUUAUUACAGAUGCUAUGUUUUAUUUGUAAAGCUAGCAUAAAAAGGUUUUACGAGAAAUACAUUGCUUUACCAGUGUGCUACAUCAUAUAUUAGCUUGGCUAUAUAAUUACGCUUUGGGAAUAGCUCUAAAACACAUCGCCUGGUUCUUUGUUAAGCUCUUUCCGUAGAAGGAGAUGUCUGUUCUUGUACACAUCAUGUCUAUGAAUUCAGUUCAGGACUUAUUUUUCUGUCGUCCCCUUCCUUAUUGGCAGUCACGUAUAACUGUGCUGGAUGCUAUUUUACAUGAGCUCAAACUAUGGACGAGUUAUCAUGCUUCAGUCACAGCAGAAUUCAAAUGAGCUACACACACAGGAAAGCUUGAUGUGUUUACAUUGGAAGCGGCAGCUGCGCCACCACCAACUCUUUCGUCUCAGUCGGAUGUAGAUGAUCUGAAGAGUCCAACCUUAGCAGAGACUUGAGGCUUUAAAUACAUAGUAAAUUUGUUUGUAUUGGACACAAGAGAAAACAGCUAUCACAGAUUGCAGGGGAAGGCAUUGUGGUACGAACGUGACUCCAUAGAUUUUCUCAGAAUCACACAAAGGAAAUUGAAUAUUUUAGUAGAAAUGCCUUAUUUAGGUUUGGCUCCUACAGAAUUAGCAACAUGAGUGACAGACAAAUUACAGCACAGCACACAGUAUUACACACACACACACACACACACACACACACACACACACCAUAUUUGCAGAGUAUGUUUACUUGUGUGUAGAAUAGAGGCCCUAUAUGCCAAAUCUCAGGGUUCUACUCACUUCUGUGCAUUGUGCUGUACAGUUUUGAUGUUGACCCCAAAGCUCAUGAAAGUUUAAACACAUGCGAUGGAUAGAAGGAGGGCUGAAUCUGGCUCAUGAAUCAUUUGUAUGUGGAUUUCCACUGAAGUAGGAAACCCAAACCACGAUGAUAACCUGAAACUGCAACAAUGCAAAAGUGCUAUUUCAAAACACUACCACCCCCCGCACAGGCCAUUAUGCAUGACUUUUGGCACAAACAGACAAAAUGUGAUGGCUCAGUACAGCAUCUAAGAUGUGGGUCACUUGAGGAUUCCUAAGGUCUACAUGUUUUUUCCCCCAGCAGACCACACACACAGUUUUAAAUAGAAUGGAAGUACUCAGUUAAUCAGUCAAAUGUUGUGACCACAGUUAAAAAUAUUCCUCUUUACCCAAAUUUCCCCAUUAUGUUUUGUAAAGUUUCAUGUUAUGUUUGAUAAUCUAAUAGUUGAAAUUCAACUCCCAGUUGUCCCCACUUCACAGAUUUGGUUUAUAACUAUGGUGUUUAUAACUAUGAGGAAUACAAAUUUUAUGUAUGAGCAAUCUUAAGUAGAGGGUGAAAGCAGCUGUGUCACACUCACCUAUAUCUACCUUCUCAGCCACACAACAAGCUUUUACAAGGAUUAUUUUAUUGUGUACAGCAGUGUCAGAUAUUUAGCCAUAAUUUGCACGCAGCCCAUUCUGAAUUAGACCAACAUGUUGGCAACAGGAUAGUUGUAAUUCGAUAGGUAGAUAGGGCCAGUAGUAGACACAGGCAUAAGCAAACCACAGACCUUUUAUGUAGAAGUCAAACUAGAACCACAGGAUAGCAUAGUUUUCAAGGUGCAGAUACAUGGUGUGUAUUUAAGAGUUGAUACAACAAAACAAAAAGUUGUAAAAUGCCUUUUUUGCUGCAAUAUUCAGAAAGACAUAAGCAGUGAGUCAGCCAGAGUCAGACUCACUCACCUUGCCUCUUGACAAUGCAAUGAGAUUUUAACUAAUAGGCUCAAUCAUUAAAGGAAAAAUCCACCCUGGGAUACUUUUACACAUCGCCCGUCGUUAAUGUUUGGAGCAUUUCAGGACUCACUGUGUGAAGUGUCAUAAUUGUCUUGAGGCUACUUUUAGUGAAAUUGGAUUCUGCCUCCCUUACUCUGUGUAAUUGUUAAAUAUCAGACCAAAAUGGUGGCUUUUCAAAAGCUCUCAGUUUGAUAUUUAAAGCUGCAGUCAUCAUUUUUUGCCACUUGUGGGCAACAGAAUGAACUCAAAACAUAACAUAUGACAUAUUAUCCUGUUAAGUUGUUUUGGCAAAUAUGACAGCUGAAGAUUUUUGUACAUUAGCAUUAAUUUGGAGCUGUGUCUCUGGCCACCUGAUAAAUAGUCAAGUCCUAUAUUCACUGUCUUUUGGACUGUUCUGCUCUCCAGCAACUGCUGAGGGAGGGACAUACAGUAUUUGCCUCUUUAGCUGCUAAUAUGCUCCACUCUAUUCUGCAAUUUGUUGCUUGCCAGAUAGUGCACAGUGAGUCAGAUUUUUCAUGAAAAAAGACUAGUUAGCUACAAAUGAAAGCAGAGUUGUGGGCUAGAAAACCAAAACAAGCAGCUCAAAGAAGCUAAAAUGCCCCUUAGAACUAAGAAAUGCAGCGAUAAUAUAAAAUGUAUUGAUGAGUGCAGCUUCAGUGUUGACAUUUUAGGUCAAAUUUUUUCUGCCACUAAACGCCGUUGUAGCUGCUGUGCAUUGUAUCUUAUUGAAUACAUAUCAUCUACAUUUGUCCAGCUUUUCACAGCAAUAUAAAAAAAAAGACACCAGACGACGCACAACACCAAUAGGGUGGAUUUUUCCUUCAAAAGUAGUCAAGUAACAAAUAACACAGGAUGCCCUAAACACUUCUGUGUCUGCCAACACAGCCUUGCUGUGGUGUAAAAUGGUAUGUUAAUGGUAUUUCUAGCAGAGGUCCCAGCUGGUGGGACACAGUAGUUGUUAAUGGGACAGAAUGUGUUAUACAGUCUGACUCAUCUUACUGUGUUAGCGUAUAGCAGUGAGGUUGGGGUGGUGUUAAAACUUGUUCCAAUGGAAGAUCAUUAGCUUCCCAGCAUGCAUUUGACCUCAGCUAGUAUGUAAAUGAGCUGCAUUUGAACUGAAUUCAAAGCAGAGUGUGAGCUGAGCAGAUAGCAGCACCAACUAAUACUGUUUGUAGACGACUGUGUCUUGUUUCUUUCACUAUGUUUGAAUUUUGGAGUGCUUGUUUUUUUUUUUUUUGUCAAUGAAGUUAUUUAUUCAUAUUGUUUUUCUUUUCUGUGUAAAUAUAUUUAUUUUUGAUGUGAAGUGAACAUUUGGAUUGUAAAUGUGUGUACAGAAUGUGUGGUAGGAAUGUACUUCAGAUAGGAAUGUAUCUGAGCGUGGAAUUAUGGGUGGAAGCCAUUUUUUAUAUACAUAGGUAGUUCUAUUAUCUUGUUUAUGUUUGUUUGUUGCUUUGUUAUUGAUUUUUUUUUUUUUUUUGUGGGGUGGCGGCCACAACUUUUUACAUCUUUUGUACUCUUUUUGUUCAUCAUUUUCCAGUUGAAGGCAAACAGUUCAUGCAGCAAUACUCAAAACCUGUCUCCAACCUUCAGAUGUCAAGACUCCAAAGCCUGUCAUAGACGCUUCAAUGCCAAAAGUAAUGUACAUAGUAUGAACAACAUUCGAGCUCCUGAGACUUUUUUGAUCAGUGUUUGUUACCGAAUCUGUUUUAGCGCUGUCCGAGCAUGCGGCGGUUCCAGUCGCCGAGAAAGACUGACCGCAGUUGAGGCUGAUUUCCUCUACGAAGGCUGUAUUUUACACAGACCUCAGAGCUGUGCCUUUUUCUAUGCAAUAGAACACAAACACACAGAGAGAGAAACUAUCAGCUGAUCACUGUAUUGGGAUCCAAAUGUGGACUGUAGAUAAUAAAUAUAUAUAUGUACGUAUAUAUGUAUGUAUGUGUAUAUAUAUAUACAUAUACGUAUAUAUAUAGUAUAUGAGAUAAAUGGACAGCUGUCUAUGAAUUUGAAACAGUCUUACUUUUGUAGUUUUAUAUAUAUAUAUAAAUAUAUAUAUACAAUAAACUAUAAAAAGAGCA
Messenger RNA from Epinephelus fuscoguttatus (brown-marbled grouper), 6087 nucleotides. It is a transcript of the gene sertad2b, whose product is annotated as SERTA domain containing 2b. Bases 170 to 1444 code for a protein of 424 amino acids. NCBI's taxonomy places the organism in Eukaryota, Metazoa, Chordata, Actinopteri, Perciformes, Serranidae. Gene Ontology annotation, cellular component: nucleus. The transcript has 2 exons. The record is from RefSeq and is a predicted model, not a curated record. Gene Ontology annotation, molecular function: transcription regulator activity.